AUGGCAUUAAUGAAAUGUGUGCAUGGCGACAUUGAAGUGAGUGGCAACCAACGAAACAUUGUUUGGAUAGGUUUUAUUCCAACGAAUGAGUCUGGAAGUUAUGUUUCAUCACGAACUGCACAAUCAACUGAUAUGACAACACCACGUACAGAAGCCGUAACUCCAGCACGACGUGUUGUUGUUGUACGUAAUACAAAAAAUCCUCAAAGUGUACAAGGAUCUGUAGAUUUAGGCGAACUCGGAAGAUCUAAGUCUGAUGAAAAUCCUCCAGUGAUUACCGACGGUAAUAAAUCAGUUUAUGUGAUUCGGCGACCAAUUGGAUCAGAAUCAUCAUCAAGACCACCACCACCACCACCAGCAGCUGAAUUGUAUCGAACAGUUCCAGAGCCAAUACCUACUACUCAUUUACAACAUGUACGUACACCAACUCCUCCAAAUGAGACUGCUAUUUCAUUUGACCAACCUCGAUCACCAAGUCCAUAUCAUUCACCGUCCAUAAGAUCAAAAGGUUAUAAGCCCAAUACCACGCCACCAAUACAAACUGAAAAGUCGUCAGACUAUGUACCCUAUCUAAGACGGCCGAGAUCAAAAGUGCGAAAGUCAUGUGCACCUCCUGUACAAACAACAAGUUAUAAACGUAGUACAUCACCGACACAAGCUGAACAUUUUUCAGGUUUUGUACCCUAUCUGAGACGAUCAAGAAUUCGAACACCAAGUCCAACCCCUAUACGAACUUCACAAGCUGAAAAUUUUCAAGGCUUCAUACCCUAUCUGAAACGUUCAACAUUAAAAAGUAGAGCACCAAGCGCACAUCAUACAAAUUCAGCACGUCCGCUAACUGUAAAAGAAGACGAAAUUGAUGAUGUAAAUCAUCAACGAAGUUUUACAUAUUAUUCAUUACAGAAUAGAAAUGAAUAUGAUGAAUACAUCAAAUCCUAUGACGAUUGA
Rotaria socialis is the source of this 948-nucleotide messenger RNA. Lineage: Eukaryota; Metazoa; Rotifera; Eurotatoria; Philodinida; Philodinidae. The record is from the annotation of a GenBank genome assembly.